AUGGGCAUGAGCCUCGGCAACAUGGCCAGGAUGCUCAGGUGCGCCGGCAACAGGGGUGGCGACGCCAUCGCUUUCAUGUUCGAGCUCCCCAGUAUGAAGAAGAACGGAGUGAUCUUUGAGGCAGAACUUCAUUGUAAAAAGCUCACGCUCUUCUUUUUCAUCACGAAGAAGGAACAGACUGCAGAACCAUUUAUAGAUUUCGAUGUGUUCAUUGACCAAGACAAGAUUGCCGAUUUCGAGAUGAAGCUGAUGGACAUCGACAGCAAACAUCUUGGUGUGCCAAAUACGGGUUACCAAUCGAUUGUGAGGAUGUCGGCGGCCACGUUUGCUAGGAUAUGUAGAGAUCUCGGCAGCAUCGGGGAACCAGUUGUUGCAGUCGUAAUAUUUGUGACAAAAGAAGGCGUGAAGUUUUCCACUAGAGGUGAUAUCGAGACUGCCAAUAUCAUCUGCAGACAGGACACUUCUGUGGACAAGCCAGAAGAUGCUACUAUCAUCAAAAAGAACAAGUCGGUUUCCCUGACCUUUGCACUGCGGUACAUGAACUCAUUCACCAAAGUGACACCGUUGGUUAAUCAAGUGAGAAUCAGCUUGUCCUCUGAUCCGUCAGGGGUUGUGGAAUACAAAAUCGUAGACAUGGGUUACGUAAGGUUCCAUUUGGCUCCAAAGCUCAAGGAAGAGGAGGAGAAUGAAACUUAUGCGACUAACUGGCCGCCUCAAGCAGAGACCAAACCAAAGGUGGAGCCGAAGGCAAAAUCAGAAUCAAAGUCUCAGAUGGACAGAAUGGCUGUUGAGGAGAUUGAUGAUGCAGGGGCAGGGACUAAAGUCAAACCGGAAGUCAGAGAUGGCGGUUGUGCCAGUUGA
Syzygium oleosum is the source of this 861-nucleotide messenger RNA. Its product is annotated as proliferating cell nuclear antigen-like. The transcript has 5 exons. NCBI's taxonomy places the organism in Eukaryota, Viridiplantae, Streptophyta, Magnoliopsida, Myrtales, Myrtaceae. The record is from RefSeq and is a predicted model, not a curated record. Gene Ontology annotation, cellular component: PCNA complex. The coding region runs from base 1 to 861 and encodes 286 amino acids. Gene Ontology annotation, biological process: regulation of DNA replication; translesion synthesis; leading strand elongation. Gene Ontology annotation, molecular function: DNA binding; DNA polymerase processivity factor activity.